UCUUGUCCACAUAACUUCUUCAUUCCCAUGGCUGGAGUUCUAAACAUCUCUCAAGCUCCAAUUUUCCGGUCACUUCCCGGUAGUCGGACAACACCCAGAACCUCAGUCUUCAUUAGAGCCACUUCAGAGACCCCACUCAAUUCCUCUUCUUCUUCUUCUUCUCAAACAAGCAUCAAAGAACCAACACCAUUUACUGCCCCGCCUAAUUUCAAGCCACCUGAGCCAAAGCGGUUUGGAGUUAGACCCGACAAGGUUUUGGACAUCGUGGGGGCCUCUCUUGCUCUAUUAUUUCGGUUGGCCACUGGUGCUUUUGUUUCUGGGUACUCUGCAUCUUUUGUUUCCAAGGAUGAGAUUCCGCCUGGCCAGUAUGCUCUAGACAUAGCAGGUUUUAAACUCAAAGAGACCUCCAAGUUAGGCCCUCGUCCAGAGAAGCCUAUUGAGAUAUACGAGUUUGAAAGCUGUCCAUUUUGUCGAAAGGUUAGGGAAAUUGUUGCAGUAUUGGAUCUUGAUGUUUUGUAUUAUCCUUGUCCAAGAAAUGGUCCAAAUUUUCGUCCCAAGGUUGCUCAAAUGGGUGGAAAACAGCUGUUCCCUUACAUGGUUGAUCCAAACACAGGAGUCUCGAUGUAUGAAUCAGAUGAUAUAAUUAAGUAUUUGGUUGGCAAAUAUGGUGAUGGAAGUGUUCCUUUCAUGCUCUCACUUGGUCUACUAACGACUUUGACUGAAGGCUUUGCUAUGAUUGGUCGUAUGGGAAAGGGUUCUUCUUACACUCCAUCGAAAUUGCCACCCAAACCACUUGAAAUAUGGGCAUAUGAGCCUUCCCCAUUCUGUAAAGUUGUACGUGAAGUGCUUGUAGAAUUAGAGUUACCACACUUACUUCGCAGUUGUGCUCGUGGCAGCCCAAAACGACAGGUUCUUUAUGAGAAAGCUAAACAUUUCCAGGUACCUUACUUAGAAGAUCCAAAUACAGGGGUGCAAAUGUUUGAAAGUGCAGAAAUUGUGGAGUAUUUACGAGCAACUUAUGCUUCAUGAUAGGCAAUGCUUUUCAAGAGCUUCAGAGGUUUUCUUCUUAAUUCUCGUGUAAAUAUUCUUUGCCUCUUAUAAUCUUUUUCUUUUUUGGUCAUGUUAGCAUCCUGUAGGAGAUGUGUCAAUGUCUCUAUAUUUUCAUUUUUGAUAAAAUUAAGUGCCUUGGUAUGGGGUGUACUGGACAAGUGGGUUGCAUGUCAUUAUGAGAUAGAUAUAUGGGAGAUUUACCAUCUGCUGUUUCAGAUGAUAUCAAUGUUUCUGGGGGACACUUGGUUUUUCUUUUUCUCUUUUCCCACCUACAAACAAGAGGAUUGCAGUUGCAGGAAUUCAGUGGUGAUCUAAAUGUAACAAGUGGCUGUAAUGGGCUAGAUUAAGUGGUCUAGAAUAUAAACCACUAUUGUAUGUUAUUUUUCCUUUACAUUAAUUUUUAAAUUUUGUUAAAACAAUGAGAAACUUGCACUCUUAAAUCUUCUAAUUGAGAGGAAACAAGAAGUAAAGAAAGUAAUCUUGUUGACUCUGCGGAACUCUCGUGUAUCAAUGAUAUCUAAUACUAUUUUUUUGAUUCUUCAGUA
Molecule: messenger RNA, 1595 nt
Organism: Pistacia vera
Lineage: Eukaryota; Viridiplantae; Streptophyta; Magnoliopsida; Sapindales; Anacardiaceae
Exons: 12
Coding region: 28-1029 (333 amino acids)
Cellular component (GO): chloroplast
Source: RefSeq, a predicted model, not a curated record